AUGGAUGCUGGCACAGUGGGCGUGGAUCCUGGCACUGUGGGCAUGGAUGCUGGCACAAAGGGCGUGGAUGCUGGUACAGUGGGCAUGGAUGCUAGCACUGGGGGCAUGGAUGCUGGUACAGUGGGCAUGGAUGCUGGCACUGGGGGUGUGGAUGCUGGCAUUGUGGGCAUGGAUGCUGGCACUGGGGGCAUGGAUGCUGGCACUGGGGCAGGGAAGAUGGCACUGUGGAUGUGGAAGCUGAUCCGCAGCCAGAGCAAAGCGUCGGGCUCCGGGCUCUGUGAAGGGGAUGAAGUGGUCUCCAUCAACGGCAACCCAUGUGCGGACCUCACCUACCCGCAGGUCAUCCAGCUCAUGGAGAGCGUGGCCGACUCACUGCACAUGCUCGUCAAACGACCUUCCGGCGGAAUAAGGGAGACUUUGGCCUCUGAAACGGAAAACCAGACCCCUGAGCGUCUCCCCGCCGAGGGGUGCGUGGAAAGCACCACCCUGCAGAUCCGCCCGGCCACGCACAGCCAGGACUCCGAGCCCCACCUCGACUCCCACCAGAGUGGCACCCCCCUGGCUGAGAACUCGGAAAGCGGUCCCGCUUUUUCUGGGAGCAAAACAGAAGAAGAAACGGGCCUGAGUUACACCGACGCGCCCCACACGCCUGGCCCCCCAAGAGGACGUGAGGCAGAGGAGGGGCUCUUGGUGGAGAGGAAGGCAGCGGUGGGCUGGCCCGGCCCCGUGGUUGAGCUACAGCUGUCCCUGCCCCAGGACAUGGGCACGGCCCCCGGGGCCCCCGCCCUGGCCCUCCCGGGAGCUGGCACACCUCGGAGCCCUGACCCAGACCCCAAGGCUGUGCACAUAAACUCAAUCCUGCUUCUGAAGCGAACCGCCUGCAGCCUGAUGAUGCCGCAGAAGGGGGCUGACGGACAGGGACAUGUGGCGGCGGCAGUUACACGAUCCGCCCGCCGCCAGCCCGCACCGGCCGCCAGGCGUCCCACCGCCUCUGCAUGCCCAGGCCAGCCCCGGGGCCACGUGGAGCGUUUAAAUGCCCUCACACAGAACACGGCCCCCACCCCGGCCGGGAGCGCCUGGCAGGUGGGCGCCGUGGGCCCGCCCAGCGAGCUCCCCGGGAUGCAGGGGAAAGGGGCCCAGCUCUUCGCCAAAAGGCAGUCGAGGAUGGAGAAGUACGUGGUGGACUCCGACACCGUGCAGGCCCACGCUGCUCGCGCCCAGUCCCCCACGCCGUCGCUCCCCGCGGGUUGGAAGUACUCCUCCAAUGUGCGAGCGCCGCCCCCGGUGGCCUACAACCCCAUCCACUCGCCCUCCUACCCGCUGGCGGCUGUCAAGUCCCAGCCUUCCGGCCCGCAGGCCUCCAAAACCAGCAAGAAGAAGGGCAAGAAGCCGCUCAACGCUCUGGAUGUCAUGAAGCACCAGCCCUACCAGCUCAAUGCAUCCCUGUUCACUUUCCAACCCCCAGAGGCCAAGGCAGGCCUCCCCCAGAGGUCGCCGGCCAAGGUCAACGCCGGGCCGGCCCCCAGGCAGGCCUUCCCGCCCCGGGCCAUCAAUGCCAGCUCGCCCACUAAUGCCAGCUCGCCCACCAACGCACAGGCCGCGUCCGUGUACUCGCUGCCGGCCUACAGCCCCCAGCCGGCCUUCUUCCCCGAGGCCGCCUCCCCGGUCAGCGCAUCCCCGGUGCCCACGGGCGUCCCCGGCUCUCCAAAGCAAGAGGUGGCCUCCACGGCGUAUUUGGUGGCACCGAGGCCCAAGUUCUCGGCCAAGAAGAGCGGCGUCACAGCGCAGGAGAGUGGACGCUCCCUGUCUCUCCCGGGAAGACCCGUCCCACCCACCGUUUCUGCAACACCUGCCUGGUGGCUGCAUGCCUCUUACAGGCAGCCUUCCAGGAAUGAUUCUUGGAUGACAUCCCUGGAGACCCGGUCCGAGUACUGCCUGUCGGCAGCCGAGGGCAACUACAACCCCCGCCCCCGGGGGUGGAGACGCCCCACAUGAGGCAGAAGAUGGGUCGUGGGCCCCGUCACGGUCUCUUUCAGCGAUGUCCCUUGGCAGGGCCUCUGACGGAUGCGGUAGCUUUAGAUUCACUUUGGUCUUAGCGUGUUCUCGAAGUCACCUGAGGGUGUGUGUAUGUGUGUGUGCGUGCACGCGUGAGCAUGGAUCAGGCCCGUGUCUGCUGACGCACAGAACCUCUUUGAAGAGAAAAAUCCAUUCCCAGUGUGGAUAUGCUGGCUGGCAUCUAACCCAUCACUGUAAUCCCACAUCUGCCUCGGGGAGCGGGGAGUCUCGCACCCGAAGCCCCUUGGGUACCACGGAGGAAGCGCUUUCCUCUGUGCGGCCCUGUCCAGGCAGGAGCGCGUGAGACACAGCGCCCACGGCCGCGAGCAGCAACGCCGGAGACUGUAACGGUGGAAGCUCUCAGCAGAGCCGGGCAGCGAGGGCUACAUUCACCACGAGCCCCUGGGUGUUAUUUGAAGCCUUUCGCAGAAACAUUUCAAAAAAUCGAAUAAAAUUCAGGUGACUUUGUAGAGCGGCCACAUCGGCAUUCUCAGAAAGAAAGAGCUGCCUGAGAGGAAGGCAGUUAGUUAUACGUUGCAGAAGGACGUUUGAGGUGAACGGUGUCACGUGUGGGGAAUAGAAAGGCCUAGGUAUGGGGACCGGGGGUGCCUUUAAUCCAGCUACAGCCAGCGGCCUGAGACCGGGCGCACCGGGGUUCAGGCGCCCCCGCUGGUCAGGUGGUCUAGUCUCAUCUCCUCACCAGCUCUGACACGAGAAGCUUCUCUCAUUGGUAGAAUGAACUCUGAUGUGUUCAUUAUGCAUGUUUGCUGCUCAUCACGUGCACAUGGGCUGAGCCCCAGAAGAGAUUGAGGUCCUCGGUGGUACUGCCCGUCUUACGAAGGUCUGAGGAAUUGUUGGGUGGCAGGUUCUGGGCUCCGCGUUACGUGGAGUGAGGUCGACAUGAAUGAGCAAACUGCUGGUGGAUUUAAGGAAGUGGCGGAGGGAUGUGUCUGGCGUUAUGCAACCGAGGUGGUGACCAUCCCUUUAGUUAUAGGAAACCGUGUUUCUUUACGAAGCUGUCUCUAGGCUGUCCC
Myotis davidii is the source of this 3089-nucleotide messenger RNA. It is a transcript of the gene SYNPO2, whose product is annotated as synaptopodin 2. Gene Ontology annotation, molecular function: actin binding. The transcript is spliced from 8 exons. Gene Ontology annotation, biological process: positive regulation of actin filament bundle assembly. The record is from RefSeq and is a predicted model, not a curated record. Bases 1 to 1995 code for a protein of 664 amino acids. Gene Ontology annotation, cellular component: nucleus; stress fiber; Z disc. Lineage: Eukaryota; Metazoa; Chordata; Mammalia; Chiroptera; Vespertilionidae.